Gamsiella multidivaricata is the source of this 1086-nucleotide messenger RNA. RefSeq lists its product as uncharacterized. Gene Ontology annotation, biological process: intracellular signal transduction. The annotation marks the transcript as partial. The record is from RefSeq and is a predicted model, not a curated record. Gene Ontology annotation, molecular function: protein binding; guanyl-nucleotide exchange factor activity. The transcript is spliced from 5 exons. Gene Ontology annotation, cellular component: cytoplasm. NCBI's taxonomy places the organism in Eukaryota, Fungi, Mortierellomycota, Mortierellomycetes, Mortierellales, Mortierellaceae.
UGCCAAGAGAAGUGUAAGGGCAAGACCACUACUUGGGAUCUAGCCAGCUUUUUGAUCAAGCCCGUACAAAGGGUUCUCAAGUACCCCCUCCUAAUCAACCAAAUCCACGCUUUAACAUCACACGAACACGCAGACUACGAGAGUCUUGCAGAGGUUCAGAAGGACAUGGUGCAAAUUGCAGAGGAAAUUAACGAGAUUAAGAAGCGCAAGGAUAUUGUAGAAAAGAUCGUUGGCCCUAAAAAGAAGACCGAUUCAGACAAGUUUUCUCGAACAACGCAACAGCUUCGUCAAGCUGUGGGUGGGUCCGAUGUCACCGUCGAUAUCCUCUUUGAAGCAUUGCUAGAAAAGUUCAACCUUCAGCAGAGUUUGGCUCGCGAAUUUGUCAAAUAUAUCUUGGCAUGGCUGCUCUCCAUUAAACAAUUUUUUGAUACCCAGGAGGCCUUCGCACUGACGCUCAGGGAGAUUUACAGCAUGGUGCCGAUCCAUCGUCAUGACGAAAACCGGUCCACCGUCCUUGUUAGCGAAUUCCACAAGAGUCUCUCUCAGUUCUCCAAAACCAUCGGAAGGGAGCUUGAGGCGCGGCUUAAGAAGACGGUCUACAAGAGCAUUGAAAACUUCCUUAGACUCUUUUCAGGGCCCCUACAGGUCAUGAAGAAACGAGAAAAGAAGUUGCUGGACUAUGAUAGCGUCCGUGGGAUGAAAGAGCGUGGAGAUACAAUUGACAAGAACAUGCUGGAGUCCGCAGAGGCAUAUACCGCGAUCAACGAGCAGCUGGUGGAUGAGCUUCCUGUCUUCCUAGGCCUGACCACUCAGUACUUUGACCUAAUCGUCAUGGAGUUCAGCAGGGUCCAGAUGUAUUUCUAUUCUCAAGUCAAGGGCAAAAUUCUCGAGUUCUAUAUCCAGAACAUCGAUUCAACGGUAUCGAUGGAUGUACCGGGAUAUAUGGCGACGAUGAAUAUAUGCGAGGAUUACAUUACAGCGAUGCAGAGGGACGAUGGCCCGCUUGCGCGCCUUGAAAGGGUUUCGUUGAUCAGGAAUGUUGAAUCUACCCAUGGUACGCUCACUUGCUACCCUUUUCUGGAAUAG